Molecule: messenger RNA, 1179 nt
Organism: Spodoptera littoralis (African cotton leafworm)
Lineage: Eukaryota; Metazoa; Arthropoda; Insecta; Lepidoptera; Noctuidae
Source: the annotation of a GenBank genome assembly
AUGUUGUUAAUUUUUAAUCUUUUUAUAUUAUUUGGGACUAUUCUCAGUGUCAGUGGAGAUACUUAUGCCUCCAAAUUGCUGGAUCCAUCAUGGCAAGAGAUCAUAGCUCAGGGUGGCCUGCACAUCGGGGCUGGUCGAGCGAAGAGAUUCAUUGGAAUAAAUGAUAACCAGAUCGACACUGCUUACCAAAGCUGUGUCUUGCCAGACGGCAAGCCUGGCCACUGCCGCCACCUUCGCCACUGCAUCCAGGAUGAGUUCCGCAGCGACUUCAUCAAGUUCAUGGAUUAUGUUUGCAUCAUCAACCAACAGUCUGUAGGAGCGUGUUGCCCUGAUGACUUGACCCGUGGUGGCGCUGAGGGAUUAGCAGGGGACCUCCCCGCAACCGCACCGAAAGAGGAACAGAAUGAAGCCAUCAUCAAGGUCACCAGGGCUGAAACUAGAGGUUGUGGUCUAAGCACACGCCAACAAAGCAGAGUGCUGGGAGCUCGAGAGACCAACCCUCGCGAGUGGCCAUGGAUGGCAUCCGUAACUCCUGAGGGCUUCGAGCAGUACUGCGGAGGAGUGCUCAUCACAGACAGACACGUUUUGACUGCUGCUCACUGCACCAGAAGAUGGAAAGCCGAGGAACUGUUUGUUCGUUUAGGAGAGUACGACAUGAAAAGAACGAAUGACUCGCGGACUUACAACUUCAAAGUCUCUGAGAUACGUCAGCACGAGGGUUUCCAGAUAGCCAACUAUAAGAACGACAUCGCCAUCUUAAAGCUGGAGCGUCCAGCUGUGUUCAACACAUAUGUCUGGCCCAUCUGCCUACCCCCACCAAAUCUUCAGCUUACUGAUGAACCAGUCACUGUUAUUGGUUGGGGAACCCAAUGGUACGGAGGUCCUCACAGCAGCGUGCUGAUGGAAGUGACAGUUCCAGUGUGGGACCAUGACAAGUGUGUCGCUGCCUUCACGGACAGUAUCUUCAAUGAAACCCUCUGCGCUGGAGGCCUUGAGGGAGGGAAGGACGCCUGUCAGGGUGACAGCGGUGGUCCCUUGAUGUACCAGAUGCCAAGCGGUCGCUGGACUACCGUCGGAGUGGUGUCCUGGGGCCUGCGCUGCGGGGAGCCGGAGCAUCCUGGCCUCUACACACAAGUAGACAAAUACCUCGGAUGGAUCGCUCAAAAUGCACGCUUCUAA